Messenger RNA from Ostertagia ostertagi, 282 nucleotides. Lineage: Eukaryota; Metazoa; Nematoda; Chromadorea; Rhabditida; Trichostrongylidae. The record is from the annotation of a GenBank genome assembly.
AUGAACAGAGGAAUUUCUUUCGUUUGUUCGAGCUGUGAACAGUACAAUGGAUUUGAUGAAUCUGGAGGAUACAAUCGCAAAAUACCCGGGCAGCAUUGUGUUGGUGCUAUAACGCCAUCGAAGAGCUACGUCAUCAAGCAGUCCAUAUGCUGCUUAUGUUUAUGCCAACACGCCUUUCCACGGAAACUUGCUUUUGCCUACCUUGAAGAUGUUUCUCAAGAAUUUUUGAAUCAGCAUGCCACAAGAAUUGACCAAGUAGCUCGACCGUACCAAUUUCCUUGA